Closterium sp. Naga37s-1 is the source of this 1863-nucleotide messenger RNA. Lineage: Eukaryota; Viridiplantae; Streptophyta; Zygnematophyceae; Desmidiales; Closteriaceae. The record is from the annotation of a GenBank genome assembly.
AUGGGGAUGCGUCUCGGCCGAACCCCAACGGUCGUCCUCUCCUCUCCAGCCGCAGCGCGCCAGGUUUUGCGGGAUGCUGACAUGGCAUGCGCAUCGCGGCCGGCGGCGAUCACGUCCGCGUUAUUAACUCACGGACCGCGCGAUCUCGUGUUCGCGCCGUACGGGCCGCCUUUCGUGCAUCGGCGGAAGCUCGCGACGAGCCACCUAUUCACGGCGGAGCGCAUCGCGGCUUGGCGCGGAGUGCGGGCGGACGAGGCGGAGGGGAUGGUGGCUGCGGUGGUCGAUGAGAUCGCUGCGGCGGAAAAAGCGGCGGGGGAAGCGGAGGGUUCCGCGUGGGCGGAAGUCGAGAUCCGCCCGCAUCUAGCGCGGGUGUCUCUGAACAAUAUUCUCCGCAUGAGCUGCGGGCGGCGGUACCAGUUCAGCCGCCCGGGAAAGCCGGACGCUCUCGCAGACGAGGUUAACUCCGUGAUCUUUAAGAUCGCGGGGCUCCUAGGGCCGUUUAACUACGUCGACCACGUGGCGGAAUGGGAUUGGUUCGACAAGUGGACCGGCGGGCUGACAGGCAAGUGCCGCGUACUUGCGCCGAAGCUUCAGAAAUUCUUCCGGGGAGUGCUGGACGACCACCGCAGGAUGCGGAGAGAGGAGGAGGGGAAGCGCGCGAAAGAGGCGGAAGCGGCGGCAGCGGAAGCGGCGGCGGCGGCGGCGGCGGAAGGGGAGGGGGAGGGGACGGAAGGGACGGGUAGCGAGGGUGAGCAGAGGCGCGGGGUGAUGGAAGAUGCUUCCACGUUCGCACCUUUAGAGAAUCCGGAAGAUCCGGAGAGGGACUUUUUAGAUGUGCUUCUGAUGCUGCAGAAACAGCAGCAGCAACAACAAGAGCAGCAGCAGCAGCAGCAGCAACAACAAGAGCAGCAGCAGCAGCAGCAGCAGCAAAAGCAGAUGAAUGGCAGUGCCAGCGCUGAUGCUAAGGAAGAAUCUAAAGGUGUAAAUGGUUCCGUGAACGGGGGUUCUGGGUUCGGGGUUGGUAAAACCCCUGUUGCUGCAGCGGUAGCGGCAGGAGCAGCGGCGGCGGCUGGGUCUGGCUUGGUGGUAGAUGACGUGGAGAUCACUUCGCUGCUACAGGAUCUGCUUGUAGCGGGUACAGACACUGCAGCGGUUAGCACAGAGUGGGCUUUAGCGGAACUAGUUAACCGGCCAGAUGCAAUGAAGCGGCUACAAGCGGAGAUAGACGGCGCGCUAGAACAGUGGCACAGAGAUCACGAAUCGGAUAAGAUCAAAUCGCAAUCGGAUCUCGAGGCGGCGUGGGAGCAGACGGGGGGCGAAGCGUUGCUCAUGCGGUUACCCUAUCUCCAGGCAGUCGUGAAAGAGAUGCUUCGUAUGCACCCUCCAGGCGCGUUCCUGAUCGCCCAUAGUACCACUGGCCCUGUAGAUCUCUGUAGCGGCAGGUACAGGGUUCCUGCAGGGACUAUGGUGCUAGUUAAUGUGUGGUCUAUUUCGCGCGACCCGAGCCUCUGGCCCGAGCCUGACAGGUUCGUGCCGGAGCGGUUCCUGCCCGGAGAAGUUUUCGAGCUGCCCGAGAGCGGAACAGGGGAGGGUGUGAAGCGGAUAGUGGGGGAGGAGGUGGAUAUGAGAGGAUUUGAUUUCCGCCUGCUGCCGUUUGGUUCGGGCAGGCGAAUGUGUGUCGGGCAGAGGCUCGGGCACCAGCUGGUUACCAUCAUGCUGGAGCGGUUGUCUGCGGUGGAGAGCUACGGGUUGGCGAUGAGGAUGGUGCAGCCUUUGAAGGCCCGUGCUUCCCUGCGAGUGGGAGGGGAUGACAGGCGGGCGAUUGAAGCAUGGGGAGUGGGAAAGAGGGGGAGCAGGAAGUAG